Sturnus vulgaris (Common starling) is the source of this 4230-nucleotide messenger RNA. The record is from RefSeq and is a predicted model, not a curated record. NCBI's taxonomy places the organism in Eukaryota, Metazoa, Chordata, Aves, Passeriformes, Sturnidae.
GAGAUGACAAGCAAAAGGAAGCUCAUCGGGCGCCUGGUGCCGUGCCGCUGUUUCCGCGGGGAGGAGGAGAUCGUCUCCGUGCUGGAUUAUUCCCACUGUGGCCUCCAGCAGGUGCCCAAGGAGGUUUUCAACUUCGAGAGGACCCUGGAGGAGCUUUACCUCGAUGCCAACCAGAUCGAGGAGCUUCCCAAGCAACUUUUCAGCUGCCAGGCCCUGCGCAAGUUGAGCAUCCCCGACAAUGACCUGGCCACGCUGCCCGCGGCCAUCGCCAGCCUCGUCAACCUCCGAGAGCUCGACAUCAGCAAAAACGGGAUCCAGGAUUUCCCAGAAAACAUCAAGUGUUGUAAGUGUUUAACCAUAAUCGAGGCCAGCGUCAAUCCCGUGUCCAAGUUGCCAGAUGGUUUCACACAACUUCUAAACCUGACCCAGCUCUAUCUCAACGACGCUUUUUUGGAAUUUCUCCCGGCUAAUUUUGGAAGAUUAUUCUGGGAUGUAUCCCCUGAGGUUCUUGAACAAAUCCAGAACCUAAAGGAGCUGUGGAUGGACAAUAAUUCCUUGCAAGUUCUACCUGGGUCUAUAGGGAAGUUAAAACAGCUCGUGUACCUGGAUGUGUCCAAAAACAGGAUCGAGACAGUGGACCUGGACAUCUCGGGCUGUGAGGGGCUGGAGGAUCUCCUCCUCUCCUCCAACAUGCUGCAGCAGCUGCCCGAUUCCAUAGGGUUGUUGAAGAGACUGACAACUCUGAAAGUGGAUGACAACCAGCUCACAAUCCUGCCCAAUGCCAUUGGAAAUUUGUCCCUGCUGGAGGAAUUCGACUGCAGCUGUAACGAGCUGGAGUCGCUGCCCUCCACCAUCGGGUACCUGCACAACCUGCGCACCCUGGCCGUGGACGAGAACUUCCUCCCCGAGCUGCCCAGGGAGAUUGGGAGCUGUAAGAACGUGACUGUGAUGUCCCUGCGCUCCAACAAACUGGAAUUUCUUCCUGAUGAGAUUGGCCAAAUGCAGAAGCUGAGGGUGUUAAAUCUGAGUGAUAACAGACUGAAGAAUUUGCCCUUCACUUUCACCAAACUCAAAGAACUGGCAGCCUUGUGGCUCUCUGACAACCAGAGAGAUUUCCAGUCAGACAGUGACAGCUUUAACCCCACUCUGUGGGAGGAGCAGAGGCAGCAGAGGAUGACUGUGGCCUUCGAGUUCGAAGACAAGAAAGAAGAGGAGGAAAAUCCAGGGAAAGUCAAGGUCGAGAUCAACCUGAAGCGUUACCCCACUCCCUACCCCGAGGAUUUGAAGAACAUGGUGAAAUCUGUGCAGAACCUGGUGAGCAAACCCAGCCUGGGAGUGCGCCCCGAGAAUUCCACCCCAGCCACCAACAGUGACCCCACGGGCAAGGACAAGUACGAGCACAAGUGGCCCCUGACCCCCAAGGAGAUCUCAGUGGAGGAUGCCUUUGGACACCCUGGCAGUGAGAUGAGGAUAGGGGAGCUCCGUCCUUCCAUGCCCGAGACGCCGCUGUACCCCCCCAAACUCGUCCUGCUGGGUAAAGACAAGAAAGAGUCGACAGAUGAGUCUGAAGCAGAUAAGAUCCAUUGUCUGAAUAACAGCGUUUCCUCAGGCACUUACUCAGACUAUUCCCCUUCCCAGGCUUCCUCAGGGUCCUCCAACGCGCACGUAAAAAUGGGCUCCCUGCAGACCACGGCUAAAGAAGCAGUGAAUAACUCUUUGUGGGGGAACAGGCUGGCCCAGUCGUUCCCACAGCCCCUGGAGACCAAGCCAUUGCUGAGCCAGCGGGAAGCGGCUCCGGCCGGGAACGUUCCGGCGCGCCCGGAGCGGCGCCCGCUGAGCGACGCCUUCGCCGACAGCUGGAACGACGGCUCCCACUACGACAACACGGGGUUCGUGGCCGAGGAGAGCGCGGCGGAGAACGCCAGCACCAACCCCCUGCUGAGCACCAAAUCCAGGAGCUCCUCCGCGCACGGGCGCCGGCCGCUCAUCCGGCAGGACAGGAUCGUGGGGAUCCCCCUGGAGCUGGAGCAGCCCGCGCUCAGAAACACACACGACUCCGAAGUGCCUCCUCCCAACCCUUGGCAAAAUUGGACCAGAACCCCCAGUCCUUUUGAAGACAGGACAGCUUUUCCUUCCAAACUGGAAAGCACCCCCAACACCAGCCCUUUGCCCGAGCGGAAAGAUCACGUCAAGGAGUCUCCCGAAAUGACGAGCACUUUCACUCCAGGAAUUCCGUGGGAAUAUCACGACUCCAACGCCAACAGGAGCCUCACAAACGUCUUUUCCCACGUGCACUGUCGCCCGGACCCUUCCAAAAACGUCAUCUCCAUCAGCAAGAGCACGGAGCGGCUCUCCCCCAUGAUGAGGGAUUUAAAAACGAACAAGUUUAAGAAGUCGCAGAGCAUCGACGAGAUCGACAUCGGUGCGUACAAGGUGUACAACAUCCCCCUGGAAAACUAUGCAUCCGGGAACGACACCGUGGGCCCCCACGAGAGGGUGGACAAGCUGCUGGGCCCGGAGCACGGCGUGCUCAGCAUGUCCCGCAGCCAGUCCGUGCCCAUGCUGGACGACGAGCUGCUGACCUACGGCAGCGUCAAGGUGCAGCCGCAGCACAAGGCGUCGGUCACCAAGAAAGUUUAUCAGUUCGACCAAAGCUUCAACCCCCAGGGCGCCGUGGAGCUGCCGGCCGACAAGCGGCUGCUGCCGCCCUUCCAGCUCAACGCCGAGUACCUGCCCCAGCCGGCCAAGAGCCUGCCCCAGGAGCUGGUGAGCCCACGGGGCUACCGCGGCUACGGGCCCGUGGAGCCCAUGUUCUCCUUCUCGCAGCCCUCGGUGGGCGAGGAGCCGGCGGCCGCCCCGUUCCCCGGCCCGGCCUCGCGGCCCGGCUUCCUGCGCAGGGCGGAUUCUCUGGUCAGCUCGGCCGAGAUGUCCGUGUUCCGCAGGGUGGGCGAGCCCCAGGAGCUGCCCCCGGCCGACAGGUACGGCCGGGCCCCGUUCCGCGGCGCCCCGGAGCGCCAGGGCAGCAUGGCCGUGCCCGAGGCCCAGUUCCUCAAGCGCAACGGGCGCUACGAAGACGAGCACCCUUCCUACCAGGAAGUGAAAGCCCAGACCGGGAGCUUCCCAGUUAAAAACCUCACGCAAAGGAGGCCCCUGUCGGCACGAAGCUACAGCACAGAGAGCUACGGCACGGCCCAAACGCGGCCGGUCUCAGCGAGGCCCACCAUGGCAGCUCUGCUGGAAAAGAUUCCGUCAGACUAUAACUUGGGUAACUAUGGCGACAAGCCUUCCGAUAGCAGUGAUAUAAAGCCGAGGCCUCCCCCUGGGAAGGGAAAUGAGAGCUGUGCUAAAAUGCCCGCUGACUGGAGACAACAGCUACUUAGACAUAUAGAAGCUAGAAGGUUAGACAGGAGCGCUGCUUACAAACACCACACAGUUAGCCUUGGCAUGCUGCACUCUGGAGGGGUUUCAGCCAUGCAUGCCGGCCGAAGCAUGACUUUAAACUUGCAGCCUAAAUCUAAAUUUGAAAACCAAAUGCUUCAAGAGCUACCUCUACCGAAAACCCCGUCGCAGCAGAGCAGCCUCCUGGACAACGGGCAGGACGAGGUGGCCGUGGGCAGCCCCUGGACCCCGUACCCGCUGGGCCGGCGGGACGUGCCCCCCGACACCGUCACCAAGAAGGCAGGUAGCCACAUCCAGACGCUGAUGGGAUCGCAGAGCCUGCAGCACCGCAGCCGGGAGCAGCAGCAGCAGUACGAGGGCAGCAUGAACAAAGUCACCAUCCAGCAGUACCAGCCCCCCCUGCCCAUCCAGAUCCCGGCGUCCCAGAGCUCCCGGGCCCCCCAGCCCCAGCGGUGCCUCAUCCAGACCAAGGGCCAGCGCAGCACCGACGCCUACCAGGAGCAGUUUUGUGUGAGGAUAGAGAAGAAUCCCGGCCUGGGGUUUAGUAUCAGUGGUGGAAUCAGUGGACAAGGAAAUCCAUUCAAACCUUCUGACAAGGGUAUCUUUGUUACUAGGGUUCAGCCUGACGGCCCCGCCUCCAGCCUGCUCCAGCCCGGAGACAAAAUCCUCCAGGCCAAUGGACACAGCUUUGUACACCUGGAACACGAGAAGGCUGUGCUCCUACUGAAGAGUUUCCAGAACACAGUAGACUUAGUUAUCCAACGUGAGCUUACUGUCUAAAUAUUUUUUUAUAAAUAGUAAAUAUGUCUAGCCAGAUCUAAUGUUCAAACA